Molecule: messenger RNA, 2208 nt
Organism: Chinchilla lanigera (long-tailed chinchilla)
Lineage: Eukaryota; Metazoa; Chordata; Mammalia; Rodentia; Chinchillidae
Gene: Acox1
Product: acyl-CoA oxidase 1, palmitoyl
Biological process (GO): lipid homeostasis; very long-chain fatty acid metabolic process; fatty acid beta-oxidation using acyl-CoA oxidase
Cellular component (GO): peroxisome
Molecular function (GO): fatty acid binding; FAD binding
Source: RefSeq, a predicted model, not a curated record
UCUGUCGCUGUCUCCGCCGCUGCCUGCGUCUCCGCCGCACACCUUAGCAGACACCAUGAACCCCGACCUGCGUAAGGAGCGGGCCGCCGCCACGUUCGACCCGGAGCUGAUCACACACCUCCUGGAUGGCAGCCCUGAGAAGACCCGGCGCCGCCGAGAGAUCGAAAACAUGAUCCUCAACGACCCGGACUUCGAGCAUGAGGAUUAUAACUUCCUCACUCGGAGCGAGCGUUACGAGGUGGCUAUCAAGAAGAGUGCCGCCAUGGUGAAGAAAAUGAGAGAAUUCGGUAUUUCGGACCCCGAUGAAAUCAUGUGGUUUAAAAGUUUUGCACACCGAGGGCGGCCUGAGCCUUUGGAUCUUCACUUGGGCAUGUUCCUGCCCACCUUGCUUCACCAGGCCACCGCAGAGCAGCAAGAGCGCUUCUUCAUGCCCGCCUGGAAUUUGGAGAUCACUGGCACUUAUGCCCAGACAGAGAUGGGUCAUGGAACUCAUCUUCGAGGCUUGGAAACCACUGCCACAUAUGACCCCAAAACCCAAGAGUUCAUUAUGAACAGUCCUACGGUGACAUCCAUUAAGUGGUGGCCUGGUGGACUUGGGAAAACUUCAAAUCACGCAAUAGUUCUUGCCCAGCUCAUUACACAGGGGACAUGCUAUGGAUUACAUGCUUUCGUUGUACCUCUUCGUGAAAUGGGGACCCACAAACCCUUUCCAGGUAUUACUGUAGGAGACAUUGGUCCUAAAUUUGGUUAUGAAGAGAUGGAUAAUGGCUACCUGAAGAUGGACAACUAUCGUAUUCCCAGAGAAAACAUGCUGAUGAAGUAUGCCCAGGUGAAGCCUGAUGGCACGUACGUGAAACCUGUGAGUAACAAGCUGACCUAUGGGACCAUGGUGUUCGUGAGGUCCUACCUCGUGGGAGCAGCAGCUCAGUCUCUGUCCAAGGCGUGCACCAUUGCCAUCCGAUACAGCGCUGUGAGGCACCAGUCUGAAAUCAAGCCAGGUGAACCAGAACCGCAGGUUUUGGAUUUUCAAACUCAGCAGUAUAAGCUCUUUCCAUUCCUGGCUACUGCCUAUGCCUUCCACUUUGUAGGCAGCUAUAUGAAGGACACCUAUCAUCGGAUUAAUGAAAGCAUUGGCCAAGGAGACCUGAGUGAACUUCCUGAGCUGCAUGCCCUCACCGCCGGUCUUAAGGCUUUCACCACCUGGACUGCAAACACUGGUAUCGAAGAGUGUCGGCUGGCUUGCGGUGGGCACGGCUAUUCUCAUUGCAGUGGAAUUCCAAAUAUUUAUGUCACUUUCACCCCAUGCUGCACUUUUGAGGGUGAAAACACCGUCAUGAUGCUACAGACAGCCAGGUUCCUGAUGAAAAGCUAUGACCAAGUACAAUCAGGGAAGUUGGCAUGUGGCCUGGUGUCCUACUUGAAUGACCUACCCAGUCAGCACAUCCAGCCACAGCAGGUGGCAGCCUGGCCAGCGGUGGUGGACAUCAACAGCCCCGAAAGCCUGACAGAAAUAUACAAGCUUCGUGCAGCCAGAUUAGUAGACAUUGCUGCUAAAAACCUUCAGACUGAAAUAAGUCACAGGAAAAGCAAGGAAGUAGCGUGGAAUCUAACUUCCGUUUACCUUGUUCGAGCAACAGAGGCACAUUGCCACUAUGUAGUAGUUAAGCUCUUUGCUGAUAAACUCCUAAAAAUUGAAGAUAAAACCGACAAAGCCGUCCACGCCAUCUUAAAGAAUUUGUUUCUCCUGUAUUCUCUGUAUGGAAUUAGUCAGAAGGCAGGAGAUUUUCUUCAGGGAAACAUUAUGACGGGGUCUCAGAUUACCCAAGUAAACCAGCGUAUAUUGGAAUUGCUCGCUGUAAUCCGUCCCAAUGCUGUUGCUUUGGUUGAUGCCUUUGACUUUAAGGAUAUGACACUUGGCUCUGUCCUUGGCCGUUAUGAUGGGAAUGUAUAUGAAAACUUGUUUGAGUGGGCCAAGAAAUCUCCAUUGAACAAAACAGAGGUCCACGAAUCUUACCACAAGUACCUGAAGCCCCUGAAGUCCAACCUCUGAAGUGUCGGAAGGCCAAGUCUAAUCUGUUCCAGAAAGCAGCUGUUUGCAGCUCCUACCUGAUGCGAAAGUCUGCAUGGACUCUACCAAAUUCAUAUAGCUGCAGAACAAAUGAUAAAUUCACCUUGUUCUUUUUUAUAAAUGAAGAAAAAAUGAACAGA